AUGUUCCUGAGGCGGCAUCUCAUCGCGGGAGAAGGGAUGGGGUUGGAGGACCUGGGACAGCAGCCACAACCUGAAGAUGAAAAUACUCCACAGAGAAGAGUUGACAAGAUUUUUGAUCAAAUGGACAAAAAUCAUGAUGACCGGCUGACCCUGGAAGAAUUCCGAGAAGGGAGCAAAGCAGACCCGAGGAUAGUUCAGGCGUUAUCUAUGGGUGGAGGGGUAGAACAUCCCAAGCCGCCUCAGGAGCAAACAGCUCAUCAGUAG
Messenger RNA from Nezara viridula (southern green stink bug), 264 nucleotides. Lineage: Eukaryota; Metazoa; Arthropoda; Insecta; Hemiptera; Pentatomidae. The record is from the annotation of a GenBank genome assembly.